CGCUCCCCGCUCCUCCUCCCGCCGGGCCCGCAGGGGACAGCGACACUCGCCAGGCGCCUCCGUCCCGGCGCUGCCCCGCGCCCCCGCCGCUCGGGGUAGGAAGAAAAAAAGCUGGAUCAGAGGAAUAAAUGCAAAUAAUUCAGCAUGACCAGCAGAGCAGGAGGGUGAGAUAAGCAGCUCCUGAGGACUGAAGAACCUGCCCAGGGAACCCCUGCUCUGAGGUGCUCAGGCAUGGCUGACCUGGACCACUCCCUGAGCCUGGCCGACGCUCUGACGGAGCCGCCCCCUGACGUGGAGGAGGAGGUGAAGAGAGACUUCAUUGCCACGCUGGAGGCUGAGAAGUUUGAUGACGUGGUGGGGGAGACUGUGGACAAGACAGACUACGUGCCCCUGCUGGAUGAUGAGGACCAGGCCAGGCCUGGCAGCCAGGAGCCCAAAAGCAAAGGCCACGUGGACGGAAUUGCCGUGGAACAUUGCUCAGCCUCGGGGCCCAUGGUGGUGGAGAACGGUGACCACGGGCUGCAGGACCAGCACACAGUAUUCCCAGGAGAAAUCAUGGAUGAGAAGAUGUCCUACAAAGAAUUCCUGGAUCGCAACGACUCCUGGUCAGCAGAGGAGAGGGACCUGUGCUUCAAACCCAUGGACAUGGCUGACUCCUUCAGCAUGCACAGAGGGGAGAACCUGCCGGAGCUGUCCUUCCCCAUGGACAUGAAGAGCGCGCCGCUGUUCCCGGGCCACGCCGACGCUGCCAGGGACAUCCUUGCUCAACAUGGAUCCAUGAUGGGACCUGAGCAACCUUUCCUGGGGUCCCUGUAUUCCCCUGCAGAGGCCCUGGAUCCCUCAGCCUUCAUCGGCCUCGAGUCAGGCAGAGAAUUCCUGCCAGGAAAAGCAGCCUCUGAAGAGUACUGGAUGGGAGCUCAGCAGGACAUGAAGGGACCAGAUACCUCUUUCUUUGUUGAGCCACCAGUGCCCCCUGCAGCUGCAGAGGCCAUAAGGACGAGCCUGCCCGAGAGCCCCACGGCAGCAGCAGCCCCUGGGAACGUCCCUGCUGCAGCCCCAGCCCUGCCUGCAGAGGCUGCAGCCACAGAGGGACCCAAGGCUGCAGCUCCAGGUGCAGCCUCUGUUCCCGCCGCCAGCGCCGCGUCCCUUCCCACAGAGAAAGUUGUGGCUGGCCCUGCUGGAGACAGCAAACCUCCCCAAAGUCCUGCAGCAGCAGCAACAGCAGCCAGCCCUUUCCAGGCCACAGAUGGGGGCUUGGCUCCUGCACCUGAAGCCAGCCCUGCCAAAGGUGUCAAUGACGUGUCCACCCCGGGGACAGAGCUUGGCUUCGCCCCGGCAGCAGAUGCUGGAUCCCACCAUGGGGUGGAUUUGGGAUUUGCCCCAGCAGGUAUGGAGUCCCACCAGGCCAUGGGUUUGGGAUUUGCCCCAGCAGGUAUGGAGUCCCACCAAGCCAUGGAUUUGGGAUUUGCCCCAGCAGCAGGUGUGGAGUCCCACCAGAACAUGGAUUUGGGGUUUGCUCCAGCAGCAGGUGUGGAAUCUCACCAGACCAUGGAUUUGGGAUUUGCUCCAGCAGCAGGUGUGGAGUCCCACCAGAACAUGGAUUUGGGGUUUGCCCCAGCAGCAGACACAGAACCUCACCAUACCUUGGACUUGGGAUUUGCUCCAGCAGCUGAUGACAAAGCUCAGCAUGUUAUGGGCUCUGAGUUUGGCCCAGCAGGAGAUGCAGAGUUUGCCCCAGCAGCAGAAGUCAGCCAUCACCAUGGCCUGGAUUCUGGGUUUGCUCCUGCAGCUCCAGCCAAGCCUGUCCCUGCUGUGGAUGGUGGGAACGUGGCAGCUCAGCCUGGCCCUGCAGCUGGCCCCAGCAUUGCUGUGUCUGGGGAGCUGCUGACAUCUGAGGCUGCCCUUCAGCAGGACAAGGCUCCUGCAGAAGCAGCAGCAAAGGUGGAGGCGGAAUCCAAAGUCCCAGAAGUUUGUGUGGAUCACUCAGAGGAGAUGAAGGACAGGAAACCUCCCCCGAGCCCCCGGGAGGAGGAAAUUCCCGGGAAAACCAAGCAGCCCCUGGAGGCAGCAGCUGAAGCAAAAGGAGCACUAGAAAAUAAAGACCUUCCAGAAAAAUCUGCCCCUGCUGAGAAUGGUGAGACACAGAAGGAGGAGGCUGAGCACAACCACGUCCAGCACAAAGAACCUCAGGAAGAGAAAACCCUGCAGGAGCCCACAGGUCUUCCCACUGCACAAGUCAGGCAAGCUCCCAAAUCCAGGGACCGUGGGUUUGGCAGAGCAAAACCUGCCCCAGUGCCUCUCACAGAUGUGCCAGAGGAGCAUCCUGUAGGUGUCCCACAGCAGAAGAGUCCUGAGCCCAGAGCAGACCCCUGUUCCACAGUGGAGCUUGGCUGUGGUGCUGGAGCAUCCCCUCGCUCUAGGGUUCCUCACAAAAAGGCCACCAAUGUCCCCACGGAGCCUGUGGAGAGCUGCAGAGAUCCCCCCCAGGAAAACUGGGAUUUGGAAGGUGCCAUGGUGAAGAAAAAGAAAAAGAAACCAAAGCAAAGGAGAAACCAGCUGCCAAGAGGGAUGGAGUUCUGGGAUGAGAAUGGAACAGGCUCCAGAGGUGCCAGCAGUGCUCCCUCUGGGGGGGAGUGGCAGAACCCAGCCGUGUGUCCUGGAACACCCCCUGGAAGCAGAGCCCUGGAUGUGCCACAGGAUGCUAAAAUCACAGCUGGGAGUCACAUCCUGGAGGAGAAAAACACCUUCCCUGUGCCAGCCCCAGGACAGCAGGGCCCAGAAUGGAGUGUGCUGGACGGCAGCCCCGGGGAGGAGAUGGAGCCAGAGGGAAGGAGAGGGGCCAGCUGGAUGCUGGGAUCUAAGGGCCAAAGCAGAGAGGUUCCCCCAGAGCAGGUGGGCAGGCCUGAGGUGCAGGAACCUGCUGCAGCCAAGGGAGCCAGCAAGGCCAUGGAGAGAGACUUCCCCAGGAAAAAUGAGAAGAGGGAGGACAAGGAGUCAAAAGGUGCUGAGAAGGUCAAUCUGAGCGCAGCAGGAGCUCCCUUACAGACCAAACCUUUGGAAUUGCCCCUGUCCCAUGAAAACAAGGAGCCCAAAUCCCCAUCUCCAGGGCAGGAAGUACCAGGUGACUCUGUCCAGCAGCCUUCCCUGGACACAGCAGCCAAGAAAAAGUGGGAAAAAAGCAAAGGGCUUGAAGGGGAGUCCCUCAGACAGCCUCACCUGGAGGCUGCAGCCCUGGACAAGCUCCCAGCAGAGCCAAAGGCAGCUGGAGAAAGUGCAGGAGGGUCAGAGGGAGGACUGAGGAGCCCAGCAGACGCUCCUGGAGCUCCUGUUCCAGUUCCACCAGAACCUGGGGAAGUUCCAGCUGGGCAGGGCAGGGCCCAGGGUGCUCCCAACCAUCCCAGCCCUGGUGAGGCAGGGGGCAGGGGGGUGGCAGCAGAUCCAAAGCAAGGGAAAGGAGUCCCUGGUUGUGAGCAGCAGGCUGGGACAGAGCCCAGCCUGGCACACAGCACGGACAGGCCAAAGAAAAAGCGCAGUGAAGGGAAAGGCAAAAGAAUGAAAAGCUGCUCAGAGCAGAUGAUGCUCUCAGAGGAUGGAGGCAAAUCCACUGAUGGAGGGAGGACAGAUGAGGCUGGGAAGGAAACAGUUCAUCCUGAAAAUGGCCAGGCUGUUCCUGCCAGAGGACACCCCUCAGCCAGCACUGCACAGGCCUGUCCUGCAGACAAGCCCAAAAAAAGAGGCAGCGAUGGAAGGAGCAAAAAAGGGGAAAGGAGCUUUUUCCAGCAGCCUUUCCUUGAGAAUAAGAUGGACUCAGGGAGUUUUUCUGAGGGAGCUGAUAAGGUGAAGGAGGGCAGUGAUAGGGGCAGAGAGCAGGGCUGUGUCCCUGCUGGGGGCUUGCAGGAAAAUGCAGCUAAAAUGCAAAGGCCAACUGAGCUGGGACCAGAGAAACUGAAAGAAGAUGUUAGGAAAGGUGAAACAGCUGAUUUGGGAGCUUCAGACCAAGCUUUGCUGCUGGAGAAGAGCAGAGAGGGAGCCAAAAAUCCUGCUGUGGCUGCCACCAUCAGCCCCACAGAGCAGGUGGGUUUGGCUGGGAAAGGCAGAGAGGCCGGAGGUGCUGGGCUCAGCUCGGAUGUGCCAGAGCUGGCAGAGAAACCCAGGAAGAGGAGCAGUGAUGGGAGAAGGAAACAGCCUGAGAAAAGCCCCUCUGGGCAGGCAGCUGUCCUGGGGGCUGGGGGGGAAGGCAGGCAGGAGCAGGUGGCUGGAGGCAGGAAGGAAAUGAGCUUGGCUGAGCAGAAGGGGCCUGGUUUGCAAAGAGAGAGGCUGGAGGAGGAGCUGGGGAAGCCCAAAAUCCAGGGUGGCACUGGGAGCUUCUCUGAGCAGCCAAAUCUUUCAGGCCAUAAAGCAGAGACUACAGAGCUAGAAACAGGGAAAGGAAACUUGGACACUAAGGAGGCUUGGCCUGUGAAUAAAGGGAAGGAAGCAGAUAAAUCCCCAGGGCACAGGGCAGGGAUGCACAGUCCCACCAGGGAGCUGGGCAUGGACAAGCCCAAGGGUAAAAGCAGAGAUGGGAAAGGCAAAAAGGCUGAGCACAGUCCUGAGCUGCAGCCAGGUGUCUUCCCUGCAGUGGGACAUGUUCAGCAAACUCAGUCUGAGAAGGGCAAAGAGAAUUCCAGGACUCCAGAGCUGCUGCUGGGCCACCUGCCUGAUCCUGCCAAGGGACAGGCUCCUGCUUUGCCUCUGGAGCCAGGGAAGUCCCACACGGGUGGGGAAGAGAAGCACAGGAAGGGGGAGCCUGACCCACAGCAGCCUUUUCUGCUGGAGCAUAGAGCAGGAGCAGGGAUGUUUCCUCCUGCUGGCCUGGAGAUCAGGGAUAGACCUGAGGCAGGAGGUGCCAGUCCUGGCAGCAGGAAUAAAAAUCCUAUUCCAGAGCAUCCAGCAGUGUCAGAUCCCAGCCUGGCCCCAGUCACUGAGAGAUCUAAAAAGAGGGGCUAUGAUGGAAGCAGUAAAAAGGCUAAAAAUGCCUCCAGGCAGCCUGUUCCUCUGGAGGCAGAACCAGACAGGAGUGAGGCACAGCCUGCCGUGGGAGCGGGGCUGGAAUGUGGGGUGGGAGACACAGAUCUUGUAGAUGAAAACAGAAACAUUAAAACCUUUCCCACUGGCCCUCAAAGACUUGGGAAUAAUAAAGGAAGUGACUUCAAAUCCAUGUCUCAGACCCCAGCAAGUGGCCCUGGGGAUGGGGGUGAUGCUCCCUGUGGCCUCCCAAAGCAGGGAGAGGGGGGUGCAGGGACUGGGGGCCUUCCUCCUCCUCCUCCUCCUCCUCCUCUGGGAGCAGUGGCAGAGAAAAGCAGCAAAGAGCCUGGAGCUGGUCCUAAGAAGGAGAUGCAGACCCAGAGAUCUCCUGAGCAGCCCAAAGAACCUGGCAAAGAGGUUUCCCAGGAAGGUGGGAAGAGCAGAGAGGCUGGUUCCCAGGGUGGCCAGCUCGAGGACAAAAGUCACCUUUGUCCUGUGGCAAAGGUGGAUGAUAAAGAAAUAAAACCCACUGAUCCAAAGGUGGAUGAUAAAGAAAUAAAACCCACUGAUACAAAGCACAACACUGCCAAGGCUCCCUCAGAGCUUCCUCAUGAGGCAGCAGAUCCAAAACACAGAGCAGCCUCUGGAGCUGCUGAGGGGACAGGGGGACCAGAGGCCACCGUGUCCUCUGCAGAGAAGGGCACAGGGAGGUCCCCAGCCCCUGCAGGGACACCUGGCAGCACAGGGAGGUCCCCAGCCCCUGCAGGGACACCUGGCAGCACAGGGAGGUCCCCAGCCCCUGCAGGGACACCUGGCAGCACAGGGAGCAUUUCCCCAGCCCCUGCAGGGACACCUGGCAGCACAGGGAGGUCCCCAGCCCCUGCAGGGACACCUGGCAGCACAGGGAGCAUUUCCCCAGCCCCUGCAGGGACACCUGGCAGCACUGGGAGCUGCUCUCCAGCUGAGGCAGCCGUGUCCCAGGCUGUGCCAGGAGCUGGCAAGGACAGGAAGGCUGGAGGGGCUGAGCAGGGCAGGGACAUGAGGAAUGAGCAGAGCUCUCCCCAACACCAGGACACUGAGCCUAAGGCUGCUGGGACAGCUGCCCAAACUACCCAAAAACAGCCCAGGGAGAACAAAAAAGGUCCCUGUCAGCCUGCAGAGGAGGGCCCUGCUCUCCUGAAGGAUACUGCUCCUCGUGCUGGGGAGGUUCUCCUGAAGGUGUCAAAGUCUGAGGGGGAUAAACCUCAAGAGAAAACCAAGGAAAAGGAUUCUCAAGCCAAAACCAAAGAAAAGGAGUCUCAGGAUGCAAAUAAAGAAGGAGAAACUCAAAAUACAACUAGAGAAAAGGAAUCUCAAGACAUAACCAAAGAGAAGGAAUCUCAAGAAGUAAGUAAAGAAAAUGAGUCUCAGGAUAUGACUAAAGAGAAGGAAUCUCAAGAAAUAACUAAAGAGAAGGAAUCUCAAGACACAACCAAAGAAAAGGAAUCUCAGGACACAACUAAAGAGAAGGAAUCUCAAGAAAUAACUAAAGAGAAGGAAUCUCAAGAAAUAACUGAAGAGCAGGAAUCUCAAGACACAACUAAAGAGAAGGAAUCUCGAGCCCCAGCUAAAGAGACAGAAGAAGAACGUGAGCAGAAAGUGGUGAAAGAGGCAAAGAAAGAGAGAGUGAAGGCAGCAGAGCAGCUCAAGGGCUACAUGAGACCCACCAAGGCCCGGGGGGUGCCAGCCCUGGUGCCAGCCCUGGCGGGCAGAGCCGUGCCCCGGCGGCCAGACAGAGCCAAGGCAGAGGAGCCCAAAGCAGCCGAGGCCGUGAGCGGGAACGACAUCACAGCUCCUCCCAACAAGGAGCUGCCCCCCAGCCCCGAGAAGAAGACCAAGCCUGCUGCAUCCUCCUCCACUGCCAAGGCGGCGGCAGCCAAGGCCAAGCCCGUGGCCAGCACCAGCCCCAAGCGGCCCAGCUCGGCCACCCCGGGCACAAACAAAAAGCCCACGAGCCCAACUGCAGCUCCUGCUCCAGGCACCAGCUCCAAACGCCCCGGCACCAGCAGCACCCGUCCCUCCACCCUAACUCCAAAAGAGACUAAACCAAAGGUCACGGAUGCAAAGCCCGCGGAGAAGAGAACCUCCCUGUCCAAGCCUCCAUCCUCCACCACCCCCAAAACUCCUUCCAGGAGCUCCUCUGCUGCUCCCCGGACCACGGCGCCGUCGCCGGUGACGGCAGCGGCCGCUGCCAAAACCACGGCGCCCACUCCUCCCAAGAGGCCGACGUCCAUCAAGACGGACGCGAAGCCGGCAGAUGCCAAGAAACCCCCUGCCAAGUCUCCCUCAGCCGAUUCCAGCCGCCCCAAGAGCGCUCCCGGCAGCGCCCCCAAGAGCGGCGCCACCCCCGCUUCCAGCGCGGCCUCCAGCGCGGCCCCCGCCCGGCCCAAGCCCAAAGCCGCCGCCCCCAAAGCCGCCACGGCCUCCACGGUGUCGGCGGACGCCAAGAGAGCCCCGGGCAAGGCCGCGGGCACCAAGGGCACGGCCGGGCCCGCGCCCCGAGCGCCGCGGCCCGCCAGCGCCGCCGGGCCCGACCUGCGCCACGUCCGCUCCAAGAUCGGCUCCACCGACAACAUCAAGCACCAGCCCGGCGGGGGAAAGGGGAAGGUAGAGAAAAGGCCAGAGUCAGCCGGCGCCGCGCCCAGCUCUGAGCCCAGCGCGGGCACUAAGGUGGCUCCUAAAGUGGCAGCAAAAGAGGGGGUCCCCAAACAGCCCAAUGGGAAAGUCCAGAUAGUCUCCAAAAAAGCGAACUACAGCCAUGUUCAGUCCAAGUGUGGUUCCAAGGACAAUAUUAAGCAUGUCCCUGGAGGUGGGAAUGUGCAGAUCCAGAACAAGAAAGUCGACCUUUCCAAAGUGUCCUCCAAGUGUGGAUCUAAAGCAAAUAUCAAGCAUAAGCCAGGGGGAGGAGACGUCAAAAUCGAGAACCAGAAGCUGAACUUCAAGGAGAAGGCCCAGGCCAAAGUGGGAUCUCUGGACAACGUGGGACACUCGCCGGCCGGAGGGGCCGUCAAGGCGGAGGGCGGCGCGGAGCCGGCGCAGCUCCCGCCGGCGAACGGAGCGGGGCCGGGGCCGGGCGCGCUGCCCGCGGCCCCCGCGCUGCGGGAGAACGGCGUGGGGCCGGCCCUGGCCGCCCUCAGCACCGCCGACCAAAGGGAAAUGCAGAGCCUCGACACUCACAUCCAAGAAACAAGCAUCUAAUGAUGACAUUAUGGUAUCGUCUUCCAUUCCCCUCCUGUCCCUUGUCUCCUCCUCUCCCCGUGUCCCCUUGUCCCCUGCCCUUGUGUCGCUGCAGAUUGAGUCUCACAAGCUGACGUUCCGUGCGAAGGCCAAGGCUCGAACAGACCACGGAGCGGAAAUCGUCGUCUCCAAACCCCCCACCCUUUCCAGCAGCACCUGCCCCCGGCGUAGCACCUCCGCCAGCGACAGCCUGGGCUCCGUCGCCUCCCCGUCACCGCUGCCGCCGCCGGCCGCGCCCUCCCAGCAAGGCUUGUGACCCCCGGCCCCGCUCCGCGCCCCGGGGACCCCAGCUUGGCUCUCUUAACCCGGCUCUGGCUUUAGGUGGGAAGGGGACGAUGUUCCUCGGGCCGGGCCGCUCCGGAGCGCUCGGCCCCGCCCGGGCUGGGGUCCCUCGGCGGCCGGGCAGGGCUCCCCUCCCUCCGUCCCUCCCUCCCUCUCCUGCCCCGCCGCUGGCCCGGGGACUCUCGAGGGUUGCUGCGGUCGGGGCCGGCCCGAGCGGCUCCGGCUGUGCCAGGGCGGGCAGAGCAGAGCAGAGCCCUGGGUUCGAGGCCAGGCCGAGUUAACAGGGAUAAGCUGUGAUCUUUCUUUCUGUCUCUUUUUUUAACCCCUUCCCUCCUCGCCGCUUCAGUUUCUGCCGCCUGUGGGAUGCUGAUAAAUCCCCUCCACACUCGUUAGGCUGUUUUAACUGUUGACUUGAACCUUUUAUUCUUUGUGACGAAGUGUUGAUGAUUUAUCGUGUUCGACCCCGUGCUAAGUUUCCUUUUCUCUUUCCUUCUUUUCCGACCCGUAGGAGAGUAGGGACAUUUAACCGCUGCUGCCGUGCUGGCUUCUUACUGACAUAUCCAGCCGUUGUAACUUCUUUGUUGUUGUUUGGGGUUUUUUCUUUUUAAUAUUUUAAAACGAUGGAGCGAGUUCAUGGGAUUAAGCCAUGUCCGGAACGAAAGGCACAGGAAUGUGUAAAGGGCAAACUUGCUGUGAGAGCUCAGGUGGAGCCUGUGUUGACCUCGAGACGUGUAGUUGGUGCUCGAGAUGUGUUAAUUGAUGCUCGGAGCCCUCCCCGGGGUGCCUUCUGCCGAGGUGGUUUAUUUAUUAACGGCACGGCCGAGCCCUGGGAUUUCUCCCGUUUUGCCAGGGCCGAGGCUGGAGGGAGCAGGAGGCGCCGUGGGGGGGCCAGGAGGGCGCGGGCCGGGAGUUCCGAGGCUGCAGCAGGUCCGUGGGGGUGUGGGGACUGUGUGGGGGUGUGUGGGGUGUGUGGUUUUUGGGGUGGUGGGUGGGGGACCCGAGCGAGCGCCGGGAUGAGCAGGGCCGUGCGGGCAGCAGGAGCAGGGAGCUCAUCCCGGGGGCAGCCCGGGCCCUCGGGGGGCAGCAGGGCAGGCUUGGUGCCAGGGAGUUGCAGCUCUGACUAGGAAGGAGAUCUAACCACUCUUGGAGCUCCUCGUUUCAAAUGACACUAAAGAAACGAAAUGUAAAUAAAUUAAAACAAAGCAAAAGAAAAGUGUUCUUGGGUGGUCAAACUAAUUUAAAGAAAAAAAAAAAAAAAGGCAAGCAGAAUAAAAAAAACACUGGGAUCAAAGAGAACUGAACCAGGCGUGUGCUGAGGGGGGCUGCUCCAGGAGGGGACAGAGGGAAGCCUACAGCUUCUCAUGCUUGUGGGAGUAUUUCUUUGGGAAGCCAACAACGACACGAUAACCCGGAAUCUGUAUUUACACACAAAGAUUCUUAUUGCACUUGUAUUUUUUAUAUUAAAGUUUGCAUGGUUUCUAAUAAAAUGGCAUUAAAAUGUACUAGUUUGCAUCAAA
Haemorhous mexicanus (house finch) is the source of this 10082-nucleotide messenger RNA. It is a transcript of the gene MAP4, whose product is annotated as microtubule associated protein 4. The coding region runs from base 232 to 8244 and encodes 2670 amino acids. Gene Ontology annotation, molecular function: microtubule binding. Gene Ontology annotation, biological process: microtubule cytoskeleton organization; neuron projection development. The record is from RefSeq and is a predicted model, not a curated record. The transcript is spliced from 25 exons. Lineage: Eukaryota; Metazoa; Chordata; Aves; Passeriformes; Fringillidae. Gene Ontology annotation, cellular component: neuron projection.